AUGGCACUUCAGAAAGUAGCAGAAGCCAAAGCUGACAAGAGCAGUGACACAAAAGAUGCAACGGCGAAGAGCACAGCGCAGCUGCCACGACGGCUUCAGUCUCAGGCACUUCUGGAAGAUCCAGCUGGGACAGAACAUCUACUCAAGGUCAAGAAGUCUGCGAGUUCUGAAACCAUGCUGUAUCCUGUCCCAGAAGUCAAAGCUACAGCUGUGAAAGCCAAAGCUCAACCAAAUCAACCGGCCAAGGAGGAGAAGGGCACGACAGCCAGAGCUGUUCGAGAGUGUCUUGCCAGAUCAAACACAGCUGAAAUCGCAGCUGUGCCGGCUGAGGAAGCUGUCGCUAUUCCUGAGGAGAUUGAGGAGGCUCCUGAGAGCAAGAGGAAAAGUAGAAAGACUUCUAAGGAGACACCACAGGCUCCUGCAGCUGCCGCUACUUCUGAGAAGACUCCUGAGACCGAGAAGAAAACCACCAAAAGAAAGACUUCUACGGGGACUACGGAGGCACCAAAGGCUCUUGAGAAGAAGGCUGCUGAGAAGAAGGCUCCUGAGAAGAAGGCUCCUGAGAAGAAGGAGAAGAAGACUUGUGAGGAGCCACCAAAGGCUGAUGAGAAGAAGACAUCGAAAGGACAGCCAGAAGUCGAUCCGCCAGAAGCAGAAGCUGAUGAUGCUGAAUCCAGCAGUGAAGACACGCAGGAGAUUCUGCUGAAAGAGCAGCAAGUGAAGGCGAAACGGGAAGCUCACGCGCGAUUCAUGCGCUUCCGUCGCUUCCUUUCUAGCCCUAAGACGCCUGCAGAGAUCAGAGCAGCAGGCGCUUCGGCGUUCCGGGACCACAACAAACUCCACCUUCUCUUAGAACAGUGGAGUUCUUGCAGUGGAGUGUGGCGGCAAUCUGAUUUUUGGAUUCAGCUCAAGUCCAAGAAGAGGCACCGAAAAAUAGGCUGCCGUCGGUGGGUCACCAAAGCUGAGCUGGUGGGUAAGCUCGGCAGCCAGCAGGCGGCCCAGGAGAUCAUAGAGUGUAAGAUGAUGGACCCACAAGUGAGAUCUGAACAAGUAAGAGCGAAUCCUGACUGUCAUGGAAAAGAGACAGAGGCUGGGACGGCGUGGGUUUGCCUUCGGACAAGGUACCUUGAUAUGCAAAAGAUCGAUCUGUAA
Messenger RNA from Durusdinium trenchii, 1152 nucleotides. Lineage: Eukaryota; Dinophyceae; Suessiales; Symbiodiniaceae. The record is from the annotation of a GenBank genome assembly.